AUGUUUCAUUUUCACUUUUUCUUUCACAUUGUAUUUACUAAUGUCUUAAAUUUAUUCCAUUUUUAUCUCUCGUACUUCACUGGAUAUUUAUUAUUAUUUCUUUUUCUUUUUUUCAUUUCAUCAAUUGUUUGUUUUCUUUUAUUUGAAGUAAUUUUUAUAGUUUUUUUUCAAAUUAAUUUUUUUUCUUUUCAUUUGUUUCCUCUUUUAUUUUCCUUCUUUUUUUUCAUUGUUCCUGUCAUUUUUUCUUCCUCUCUUUCUUUGUCACAAAUUUUCUUACUUUUGAUUUUUUAUCAUUUUCUCCCUUUUUAUCAUUUUCUUUUUCUAUUUGUUUUGCUAUUUCUCUUUCUCUCUCUUUGUCACUCUUUCUAUCUAGUGUUUUAUCAGUCUUUCUUUGUUGCUUUUCACAUUAUUUAUUGCUCUUUCUCUAUUUUAUUAUUUUCUCUUAUAGCUCUCAUUCUUUUUUAUUCUUUUAUUGCUCUCUCACUUUUUCACUUUCACUGCUCAUUUUCUUCUUGUUACUCUCUCUUAUCUAUCUUUACCCUCUUUGACGUUUUUACUGUUUGGAUGCCACCUAAAAGGAGGAAACUUUUGGGACGGCGCACGGCAGCUGCCUCCGCUGCUAGAGCAGCGAGGGCGAGUGAAACCCCUGAACAGACUUCUUUGCGUCUUUCACAGAUGGCCUCGAGCUCAGCUGCUCGCUUAUCCAUGGAAAGUGCCGCUGCGCGGACUGAAAGGUUGGCUUCAGCGGCUUCAACUAUGUCCUCACGCCGCGCCAGGCUUUCAGUUGAAGAACGUUCACUUCAGAAUUCACAGGGCGCAGUCCGCGUGGCUAGCUUGAGGGCUUCACAGUCCCCAGCACAGAAAACCCUUCGUCGUUUGCGUGAUGCCAUCAUCAAAGCUUGCUCCAGGAGUUUAGAAAGCCCCGAACAAACAACUUCACGUCGUCAUAGGAAUACUAGGGCUACAGCCGCCUCUAGAGCUUUGGAACAACCUCAAGAAACUGCUCAUCGUCGCUUUAGAAAUGCCCUAUCCACCGCAUCUGCUAGAGCCCUAGAAAGCCCUGCACAGACCACUGUUCGUCGCGUUAAAAAUGCCCGCUCUACUGCAUCUGCCAGGGUUGCAGAAAACUCUGAAGUACGCCGUCAACAGCUCGAAAACAUUAGCCAAAUUCGAGCUUCUUUGAAUGGCGUAACUUCGCCGUCUGCAUCAUUUUGGUCAAAUGUCGCAUACAAUUAUGACUGCACUGUCAACUAUUCCGCUAGGAGAGACGUACAAAUAGGGGCCAUGGAUAAAGUUUGCACAAGAGAGCCACCUCAGUUCCUACAAAUUUACUUUCUCGCAGACUACAACGAGCAGGUUGAUGUGCGUCUCGGCAUUCUGCCUAGCGAUAUUUCCAUCGGUCCCCGUAGAGACAUUCUGUUCUGUUUACAAGACAUGUUUCACGAAACUAACAGUUACAUCCGAAGCUUAAAGUUUGCGUUGCAAAACAACUCUUUGCCCUCUUUCAGUGUUGUCAUCGAUGCAGACAGACGGCCUCACGGUGAGCAUGAGCGUCGCUUCAAUGCUCCUGUAUGUAAUGAAAUUGCCGCAGUCAUCCACGGUGAGGAGCAUAACAGCCGUGACAUUGUCAUAAAAUACCGGGGCCGUGGUCUGCGCCGCAUCAGUGAAACCCACCGUUCAUACGACUGUCUCCAGUAUCCCCUUCUUUUUCCAUACGGAAGUGAUGGGUACCACUUCAAAAUCCCAAUAUGCCAGGCAAGCAGCGAUUCCAUGUCGACCUCAAAGACAGUCUCCUGUAGGGCUUACUACGCCUUCAUGUUUAUGGUUAGGGAGGGUGAAUUUAACCACUUGUACAAGUGCCGUCAACUAUUUCUUCAAUUCGCUGUUGACAUGGCUGCAAAAAUGGAGUCGGAAAGGUUAGGAUUCAUCAAGUUAAACCAAUCCAAACUUCGAACUGACUCCUACAUUCACCUUCGUGAUGGUCUGCGUUCUGAUGGUGACCCACGCAAUCUCGGCAAACCGUGUAUUUUGCCUUCCUCUUACACUGGUGGCCCUCGAUACAUGCAUGAAAGGACACAAGACGCAAUGACCUAUGUCCGUCAUUGUGGGAGGCCUGAUUUGUUCAUCACGUUCACGUGCAAUCCGAAAUGGGUUGAUAUUACACGCGAACUUUUUCCAGGGCAGCAGUACUCACACCGCCCCUGA
Messenger RNA from Acanthosepion pharaonis, 2205 nucleotides. NCBI's taxonomy places the organism in Eukaryota, Metazoa, Mollusca, Cephalopoda, Sepiida, Sepiidae. The record is from the annotation of a GenBank genome assembly.